AUGUCUGAAAAAAUAAAAAAACUUUCGUUUGAAGAAGAAGAAAAGUUAGCAUUCAGGGUGGAAGAUUAUCCCUGUCUUUUUGACAAAACGGAUAGGGGGUACAAAGAAAAAGACUGUGUAAAAAAUGCGUGGGAAGAAGUGGCUAAUUCUCUCGAAUUCCUUGAAAAUGGGAAUGCUGCCAAGACCUCCUUUGAGAAGCUUCGAAAAAGGUAUAAUAAAAAGAAGAAUGAUUUUAAGAAGUCAAAAAAAUCUGGCACAUCCACCAAAGAGAGUGAAAAAGCUGAAAAGGCUUUGGAGUUGUACAAAUAUCUUUCCUGGCUAGAUAACUUCAUAUACGUCCGUGAGGGUAGAAGCAACAUUUAUACGGAUUAUAGUUCUGAUGAAGAGGGAGAUGAAGACACGGAGUUGCCCGUUGAUCUCACCGAAAAUGAGGACGAUAACGACGAUGGGGCAUCUGAAACCUUCAAAAAUUGA
This is a messenger RNA of Hydractinia symbiolongicarpus, 474 nucleotides long. RefSeq lists its product as uncharacterized. The transcript has 2 exons. The record is from RefSeq and is a predicted model, not a curated record. The coding region runs from base 1 to 474 and encodes 157 amino acids. Gene Ontology annotation, cellular component: transcription regulator complex; nucleus. Gene Ontology annotation, biological process: regulation of transcription by RNA polymerase II. NCBI's taxonomy places the organism in Eukaryota, Metazoa, Cnidaria, Hydrozoa, Anthoathecata, Hydractiniidae.